GGUCAUCAGCGAAGCACAAAGCGCAGAUCGUCGAUCUAGCGAGCUCGGAGUCGGAGCACGCCUAGACACCAGCAGAAAGAAGCAAUGGCGGCUCGGCGGCUCCUCGUCGCGUUCCUUGCCUUGUGCUCUGGCUUCUCGGCCGUCCACGGGCAGAAGUUCAACGCCAUCUUCAGCUUCGGCGACUCCAUGUCCGACACCGGCAACCUGUGCGUGAACGGUCCCCCCACCGGCCUGACGCUCACCCAGCCGCCCUACGGCGAGACCUUCUUCGGCCGCGCCACCUGCCGCUGCUCCGACGGCCGCCUCGUCGUCGACUUCCUGGCCGAGAAGUUCGGGCUGCCCUUGCUGAAGCCGUCGAAGCAGGGCGGCGCGAACUUCAAGCAGGGCGCCAACAUGGCGAUCAUCGGCGCGACCACCAUGGACUCUGGCUUCUUCCAGUCGCUGGGCAUCGCCGGCAAGAUCUGGAACAACGGGCCCCUCAACACCCAGAUCCAAUGGUUCCAGCAGCUGAUGCCGUCCAUCUGCGGUUCAAGGCAGGCCUGCAAGUCGUACCUGUCCAAGUCCCUGUUCGUGCUGGGCGAGUUCGGCGGCAACGACUACAACGCGCAGCUCUUCGGCGGCUACUCCCCGGAGCAGGCGAGCAGGCAGAGCGGCACCAUCGUGGACGCCAUCGGGCGGGGCGUGGAGCAGCUCAUCCGCCUGGGCGCGACGCACGUGGUGGUCCCCGGCGUGCUGCCCGUGGGCUGCUUCCCGAUCUACCUCACGCUGUACCGGACCUCCAACGCCGGCGACUACGACCGGCACGGCUGCCUGAGGCGCUUCAACGCGCUGUCCGCGCGGCACAACGCGCUGCUGCAGCGCAAGGUGUCGGGCCUGCGGGGCAGGUACCCCGGCGCGCGGAUCAUGUACGCCGACUUCUACGCCCACGUCUACGACAUGGUCAGGAGGCCCGCCAGCUACGGGUUCAGCGCGAACCUCAGGGCGUGCUGCGGCGCCGGCGGCGGCAAGUACAACUACCAGAACGGCGCGCGCUGCGGCAUGCCCGGCGCGCACGCGUGCUCCAACCCGUCGUCGUCGCUCAGCUGGGACGGCAUCCACCUGACGGAGGCGGCGUACAGGAAGAUCGCCGACGGCUGGGUCAGCGGGGCCUACUGCCACCCGCCCAUCUCGGCGUAAUUGUUUGUUUAGGCCUUAUUCGUUUGUUUGUAAGUGGAUCAGAGCGGUUUGGAAGCAAGAUGAUGGAGGCGAUAAGCAAAAAAAAUCGAUUAUACACCGUGUAGCUUCAAUGCACCCUGUUUUAUGUGCAAUGAAAUGAUGGGACAACCUUCUGGCAGACCAAA
Molecule: messenger RNA, 1340 nt
Organism: Zea mays
Lineage: Eukaryota; Viridiplantae; Streptophyta; Magnoliopsida; Poales; Poaceae
Product: alpha-L-fucosidase 2
Molecular function (GO): hydrolase activity, acting on ester bonds
Source: RefSeq, marked provisional